UGUACAACCGCCUCAAUUUUAUCGCGUUUAUAAUACUAAUCGAUCAAUUGGGCUUUAUUUUUACCAAAAUCGGUGCAUGGGGUACUUUCGGCCCUAUUGUGUAGCCUCCAAUGGGGAGCGUUUCUACCUCAUCAGUCUUCAACCCUUAGAUAGCGGCUCAGUUGUACCCAACGAUGAUCCUGCUAGAUCUGCCUUUACCCGUCGCAUCGUCUUACUUCGGUCCACGUCCUAUCCUACUUCAUUCGGAACUAACACCUGGACCAUUGUUGGUUCAUAUCCCCCAAAGAGUACUGCAAUAACGACCAAUAACUAUGAUGUGCUCGUUGGAGACUUUGCGUUGGAGAUGAGUAACUGUCAAGUGGAUGCUAGAGGCAAUUUCAUCUGGAUUAGCGCUAAAUCCGCUGCAAAGGACUCUACCAAUCCGUCUCAAACCACCAUUGUCACUACUAAACCCAUAGGUGUACAAUACAGUCCUGGCGCUGAAGGAGAAAGUUCUCAAGGGACUUGGUCACUCAUCUCCACCAGCUCUUUAGAUCCUCUAGGAAAUUAUAUAUGGAGUAAUGAAAGUAAAGCCAAUGCCUUGUUUUCAAUGGCACAAGGUGUUUUUGUUCAUGCUAUAGGCCUGAGCAAUGCUGCUGGAAUAGCGCUUGGCCUUUUGUCUGGUGAUAAUCUCGUACAGUCUAAUGUUCAUUGGACUCUGGAGGCCUCAUUCGGAGUUCCAAAAGCAAUAACAUUUAGCAAUCACACGCUCUACGUCUUGGGAUCGGACAAGACUUUGAACGCCUUCCCUGUAAACACGACUGCAAACAACGUUACCACGCUGCUGGCGCAGCAACAAGCCAUCAAUUCAACCACCGUCAAGAAAAAUUCACUUACUACCUUGUCAGACGAAUGCAUGAAUUCUAGUUCAUAUAGGCUCUAUUCUACCGCGGUAGAAGAUAGGCUUUAUUUCCUCUGCACUGGAGUUAUACCAAGCGCAGAAUUUCGUGUGUUUUCACUCAGAGGAACAACCCUCUAUGGUCCUUUUUGGAUAACUCCUCCCAAUGUACAGUCCAAUAUAUCAGCAUUCUCUGCAGUCUCUAGCUCGCCAAAUUCUAUUCCUGGAACUGAUUUCUUGAUCUUGGCCAUGAAUGACAAUAUUUAUGGAAUGACAAUAGGACCUAAUGGACUAAUUUUCGAUACGGCGAACUAUAUCGUUGGCGACUCGGCUUCAUUUAGCAAUAUUACCCAACCGCCCCAACCGACCAAACCGGACUCCAAUACCGAUGCUGGAGGUGCUAAAAAGUCCAGCGAUGAUGUUACUGGAGGUAUCGUGGGCAGUGUGGCGCUUGUGUUGAUGAUAGCAGCUUUCUUCUUUUGGCGACGUAGAUGCCGUAAACGUCCAGCUAAGAUCAAUGAACUCACUCGGCGAUUUAAUGGGAUAAACUAUCAGACUCCGGCAUCAGCGCACACCUCAAGCGAUAUAGUUGCACCACCCCUACUUUCAUCUCAGCAACCCCUUAUGUUCGAUUCUAUGCCAACAGAAGAACAACACGAUCAGGCACAGAUUAAGAUGCAGAGGAUGAGGCUUGGUCCUACUCCUGCUGUCGUGGUUGAUGCCUCUGAAGGUGUUGCACUACCAUUAGCACCUCCCACCACUUCUCUUGUGGGUAGCAUUCCACCUAUUACAACUUUAGUUUCACCAGCACCUUUCUUGCUGGACCAGUCACAUUUAAAAGAGACAUAUGUUCAUCAUCUCGCUCAUCAGAAUCAGGAUGUCAUCCUAGGAGAAGAUUCAUACUCUCAGCCCCUGUACUCUGAACCACUAUCAGAGUCCUCCAUCACUGGGUUAAUACCACCGUCCUCGAAGACAUAUAUGCAUGAUUCAGAAGACUAUAGCUCUGGCUCUGGAAUGCGGACAUCUAAAGGACCCUUUUACUAUAAUAAUGUUUCGUCGCCGUCGUUGUCAUCGACAUCGCAAGCACAUCCGCAAUUACAACUAGAACAGCCGCAUCUAUCUCAAAGGGAAGAGAGGAAGGAACAAAGUGAAAGUGAAGAUGAGGAAGCAAUGCUGCACGCACCUCCACCGCCCUAUUUAGCGCAGAUGACACUGCAAUUGAACACGCCCAGUGCUCCAUCCUCAUUUGAUGCUACUCAUUGAAAUAUACCCUGUCACUCUUCCAUGUCUUAGAAUUUAUUAUUUCACCCCUUAUAUCAAAUAAAAAACAAAAAUUGCA
Molecule: messenger RNA, 2216 nt
Organism: Lobosporangium transversale
Lineage: Eukaryota; Fungi; Mortierellomycota; Mortierellomycetes; Mortierellales; Mortierellaceae
Exons: 3
Coding region: 77-2140 (687 amino acids)
Source: RefSeq, a predicted model, not a curated record